Perognathus longimembris pacificus (Pacific pocket mouse) is the source of this 2190-nucleotide messenger RNA. RefSeq names its product GH3 domain containing (gene Ghdc). Lineage: Eukaryota; Metazoa; Chordata; Mammalia; Rodentia; Heteromyidae. The coding region runs from base 184 to 1785 and encodes 533 amino acids. Gene Ontology annotation, cellular component: cytoplasm. The transcript has 10 exons. The record is from RefSeq and is a predicted model, not a curated record. Gene Ontology annotation, molecular function: acid-amino acid ligase activity.
AGCCAUCACUCCAGCUUUCUGGCCGGAUGUGUCCUGAGACCACAGGCACUGAGGGGCUCGGGGGAGCUGGGAGUAAGCGGAAGUGGGCCUGAGAGGAUAAGGAAGUGAGCUCAGCACCAGUCACCCAGGACCACUCAGCUAGCAAGCAGCAGAGGCAGGAUCUGAACUCAGGACUGUGUGGAGAUGUUGCUGCUCAUGCUGCUGCUGCUCGUGCUGCUGCUGCUCCUGUCCACGUGCGCCUUGCUUGGGCAGCAGAUCUCCCUGGAGGCCCGGCCGCCCUGGCUCGCCAGCCUUCAGCACCAGGUGGCAUGGAGGGUCCUGAGCUGGGCAGCUGCGUGGCAGCAGCGGAGACUAGAACAGAGCACACUACGUGUGGAUGAGAGGCAGCAGCAGGCCCUGACCUGGUGUCUACAGACAGCCCGGGAACCCCGCUGUUCCAAGGGGAGCGCAGCUACAGACAUGAACACCUUCCAGAAUCAGCUUCCAUUGACCAAUCCCAGCCAAGCCCCAGAAGAGGAAAAUGAGGCCCACCUCCCACGACCAACCUCCAACCAGUACUCAGGAGAGGCCUCUCUGCAGGCCACCCUGCUGGGUCUUGUAGCCCUAAACAAGGCCUAUCCGGAAGUGCUAGCUCCAGGAGGGACUAUCUGUGUGACCCCCACAUCCCCAUGGCCCAGCCCUCUUCCCUGGCCUGGGCAUGUCCUGGACUGGGCAAGACCCCCAGGGGCCAAGGACCCUGAGGCCCUGCUACUGGUGGCACUCAGGUCCCCAGGGCUGAGGGCACUGCAGGCUGGGACAGCAGUUGAGCUCCUGGAUGUCUUCUCGGGCCUGGAGGUCAAGGGCGAAGAACUGACAGAGGCAAUCGCUGCUGGGAACCCCGGAGCGCCGCUCCCAAGACGGGCAACUGAGCUGCGGGAGGCCCUAAAGCAGGGAUCCCGAGGACUGGCCCUUCGGCUCUGGCCAAAGCUGCAGGUGGUGGUGACUCUGGAUGCAGGAGGCCAGGCUGAGGCAGUGGCUGCCCUCCGGGCUUUGUGGUGUCAAGGGCUAGCCUUCUUCUCUCCUGCCUAUUCGGCAUCUGGAGGGGUGGUAGGCCUAAACUUAUGGCCAGAGCAGCCCCAGGGGCUCUACCUCCUGCCCCCCGGAGCCCCUUUUAUUGAACUGCUUCCAAUCGAGGAGGGAACUCAAGAGAAGGCAGCUCCCACCUUCCUUCUGGCUGAAGCCCAAAGGGGCAAGGAGUAUGAGCUGGUGCUGACUGACCACAUCAGCUUGACCAGGUGCCGCCUGGGUGAUGUGGUCCAGGUGGUCGGUGCCUAUAAUAAGUGUCCAGUUGUCAGAUUCAUGUACAGGCUGGACCAGACGCUGAGUGUACGGGGAGAAAUUACUGGGGAGAAGAUGUUCUCUGAGGCCCUGGCCCAGGCAGUGGCACAGUGGCCAGGGGCUAAGCUAUUGGACCAUGGUUGUGUGGAAAGCAGCAUUCUGGACUCCUCCGAGGGCUCUGCUCCGCACUACGAGGUGUUUGUGGAGUUGAGGGGGCUGCGGAAUCUGUCCGAAGGAAAUCGAGAUAAGCUUGACCACUGCCUCCAGGAAGCCUCUCCUUACUACAAGUCUCUGCGGUUCAGAGGCAGUGUGGGCCCUGCCAGGGUCCACCUGGUAGGGUCAGGAGCCUUCCAAGCACUCCGGGCUGCCCUGGCCUCCUGCCCCUCGUCUCCCUUCCCCCCCUCCAUGCCCCGGGUUCUUAGGCACAGGCACCUGGCCCAGCUCCUGCAGAGAAGGGUGGUGUCCUGAGCCAUGCUAACCACAGUGCCCGCCUGACCUCCAGGCCUCAGGCCUCUCUGGAUGGAGAGUCCUAGGCCAGAGACUUUGAUUUGACAUUGGCCCAUCAGAGCCCCUGGGCCUGAUGGGAAAUGUUGGCGUUUGUCAGCUAAUUCUGAGGUCAGAGCUUGAAGACUAUCGCAGAAUGCAGCAGUGCCCUGGCCAUAUCCACCUCUGCUGGCUCUGGAGGACAUUACUGGAGGAUUCCCAGUCACACCAAUGGUUUCCUGCAUCUCUCAGUCCAGUGGUGUUCUCUGGCCAUUGUCCUGCACUUGAACAGUGUAUUGGGUGGGCCAAAAGGAAUUGGAGUUCAUGCCCUUCAUCAGUAUGGUACAGGAGUUGAUGAAUAAAGAGCUUAGCAUCAUUGUCUCUGAGUGA